This is a messenger RNA of Clarias gariepinus (North African catfish), 5326 nucleotides long. It is a transcript of the gene asphd2, whose product is annotated as aspartate beta-hydroxylase domain containing 2. The record is from RefSeq and is a predicted model, not a curated record. The transcript is spliced from 6 exons. NCBI's taxonomy places the organism in Eukaryota, Metazoa, Chordata, Actinopteri, Siluriformes, Clariidae. The coding region runs from base 745 to 1779 and encodes 344 amino acids.
GACUGAGUUGUUUCCAAGCUGAGCGCGCGCCGGCGCGUAAACACUACUUUACAGUUUUAUAUCUCCGUAUCCGGAGUUAUUUUAUUCAUUAGAUGAUUUAUGAACCAAUAUGAUGAUAUAACGGCGGUAACGGAGAUGACAAACGCAGCGCGUGAACCUCGGGUGUGUGUGAUUUAGGCUUUGGGUUUCCCGGUGGAGCGGCGUGGUGUGCGCGCGGUGCAUCACGGGAUUUGUAGUCCUGGAGCAGAGGGAGUGUUGCUGGACGUCUGCGCGCCGCUGCUGCGGGUCUGUGCGGUGUUCCGGCUUCACCACCACGCAGGCGGCAGCAGCGCGGAUACACACACACACACACACACACGCAGGCUGUGUGAGGCGGAUCGGGUGGAGAGGAGGAUCAGGGUCUGGUGUUGCACUGCGGGGUUUAUUCACCGUGCAGCAGGACAGCAGCCCAGUUAAUGGAGGACGAACGACAGAACUCUGUCCAUCCAGCAGCGGAGAGAGGGACAGAGACCGGUGUGCUGUGGUGAAAUCUUGAAACAUCUGAACGCUGACACACACACACACACAACCACACACACACACACACAAACACCUUCCGCUCAAGCAUGGACACACAGCUCAAAACAUCAGAGAGAGGACUGGACGCUCUGCCUGGAGUGUGUGACUGACAGAUCUCUCACUGAGAGGAUCAGAGGGCGAGUGUGUGUGUGUGUGAGAGAGAAAGAGUGUGUGUGUGUGUGUGAGAUGGAUUGGGUGCGGGACUGGUUGCAGUCGGUGCGUGAGUGUGAGGGCGGGGCUUUGGGCACGGUGCUGUGUCUGGCAUUGUUGUUCGUAUGGUACUGUUACCGCGUGGGCUGUGAACACGCCUCCUACACGCCCGAGUCUCGCUCCAGCCCGCCAGAACUCUCCUCAGCCAAGCUCCGCCCUGUGCUGGGAGGAGUCAGGACAGGGGGCGGGGCUAGUGAGGAGGAGCUGAACGGCUUUGCGUACUGCCAGUCCCCCGAGUGUUUCCGGUGCUCGCGGCCCGGAGAUGGGUUUAACCAACGCCUUUACCACAACCUGCAGGACUACGCUAAACGCUACACCUGGGCGGGUAUGGGGCGUGUCCAUAAAGGUGUGCGUGAGCAGGACCGCUACCGCCUGUGUAAUCGACCCUCCAUCCAGAAGGCCGAGGUGUUCUUCCUGCCCGAUCUUCCCUCUGCUCCGUUCUUCUCCCGGGACGCACAGAAGCAUGACGUCGAACUGUUGGAGAGAAGUUUCCCGGCGCUGCUGGCCGAGUUUGAGAGCGUGUACCGCACGCCCCCGCCCCUGGCGCCUGGCUGGAAGGCGAACAGCACGCCGCGGGGGCACUGGUGGACCUUCUACCUGGUGAACCAGGGCACAACGCUGGCGCUGAACGCCCGGCGCUGCCCACGCACCUGGAGGAUCCUGGGCCAACUGCGCACCUUCAUCGCCAACAACGUGUUCGGGAACGCCUGCUUCUCCGUCAUCAGCCCCGGCGCCACCAUCACCGAGCACUACGGCCCUACCAACGUCCGUCUGCGCUGCCACCUGGGUCUGAAGGUGCCCCCCCACUGUGAGUUGGUGGUAGGGGGCGAGCCGCAGUGUUGGUCUGAGGGAAACUGCCUACUGUUUGAUGACUCGUUCCUUCACACAGCCUUCCAUGAGGGCACUCCAGAAGACGGACCUCGUGUGGUGUUCAUGGUGGAUUUAUGGCAUCCGAACGUGGCGGCGGCCGAGAGACAGGCACUCGACUACAUCUUCACUCCGGGACGCUGAGACGGAGAGAGAGAGACAGACAGAGAGACGAGGAUGAGUGUAUGAAGAGACAGAUGGAUGGAACAAGAGAAAUAAUAAGUAAAGACAGUGAAGUGACGCUGAUUUCCUGCACAUUUUACUGUACAUAAGUGUUUCCUUAUGAAGCAUCGGAGUUCAGUCUCUCCUGAUGCGUGAGGGAUGUGAUGAUGGAGGGAGAUAGUGAACAGUGAUGGGGAGAGAUGGAGAGAGUGACAGAAAGCGGGAGGAAUAAAAGAGCGGGAAGCGGAAAUAAAGUAAGAAAAAAACAAUUACAGCUUUUUGUGUACAUAGAUUCUCACAGUGGAGUAGUACUGAAACAAACAGAAGAAGAAUCAGAGAUGGUAGAUGGAUGCAAAUAUGGACAGACAGCGAAAAAAUAGAGAUAGUAGAGAAGGAACGAGUAGCAGAGGAGCAAGCGGACAAACCAAAUGACAUGUUUUUCUGUACAGAUUUCACUCUUUCAUCAGAAAACAAAGAUAGAGAGAGACAAAGGGAGAAAAACAAACUAAAAGACGAGUAAGAGCCAUGAGGGAAGAUCAUUCUACCAUUUUCUGUACAUUUGCGUUUUCUAGUGCUUUAGUGUUUCCUCAGAGUAUUCACACGGAAAGGAAGAGAGAAAAGAAAAAGACAAAGGAAGGAUGUUGCAGUGUAAAUGUAAGCACAGAUGUUGUACAGAGGUGCUGAGAGAGGAGGAGGAUGAGGAGCAGGAUUGAGACGAUGGCUGAAGGUAGAGGACAUGAUCGUAUGAAGAUAAGGCACCUCGCUUGUACCCUGUCACUGUGCGUUUUAUCUUCUCUAAGUCUCUCUGUUGGUUUAGGAUUAACACCAGAAGCUGUGCCACGUGUGUAAAGACGUUUCCCAGCCAGCAAAGAGUGCUUUCACAAAUUCAUACGAAUCUGACUGAACCAUUAAAUUAGGCGGGAUAUAAACAUCUCACGAUAAUAAUACUAUUUACCACGGAAGAUACAGUACAGUAUGAGGGGUGUUCGAGUCAAAGCAGGACUUUUCAUUGUAAAGAAUAACAGAACACAGUUCUCUAUAUAAUCCCCUGCUAGGGUUAGGGGUUUGAGUGUGUGUAUAGUUCACACAGACAGAAGCGUGUCUUUUGCAAGUUGGAGACAUCGAUUUUUAAGGAUUAGGCGUUCCACUUGCUGAAUCACCUUGUACACCUCAUCGUUCACAGAUGUACGGCCUUCUUUAAAGCGUUUGCACCAUUCAAAUGUUUUACUGCGCAUGACUGUACUGUGCUUGAAGUCUUCUGUAAAUGUCAAUCACUUUGAUGACUUCCUUCACCAGAAGUUCUUUUACAAGUCCCGGUUUGACUUAAACGUCCCUCAUAUGAAUAUAAAUAUUAUAAAUAAAAUGGUAGUGUAUCAAGUGUAAGAAUUAAGGAACCUCCUGAGCAUCCGCAGCAUCACAAACCAGAUCCGCGUUUAUAACACGUGCAGUCAACAGCUUUGUUGAAAAUCCUGCUUUUGUGUGAACGCAACGUGAAAAUACUAAGGAAAAGCGAUGUUUUCUAAAACGUCUGUGCACACGUGAGCAGAGCGUAAAUACUGUAUUAUAGAGAACAUGAGGAAAAGCACAUCUUCCCUCACACAGGUUUAACUUAACAUCUGUAGCACAGUUUUAUACACACGCAUGCUGAUGAAGCCUCGUGGUUUAGUGUCCCAGGAAGGAAGGAAGGAAGGAAGGUGUAAAAGAGGGAGAGAAACAGAGAGAUAAACCAUACGACGAGAAACAGUACAGAGGUGAAGGAGCGGCCUGUACAGCAGAGGUUCCUGGUGGAUCCACAUUAGCUAAAGAUAGAAUGAAGUAGAAGGGAUGUAAGAGAAAAGAAGGUAGAAAGAGAGAUGGAUAGAUAGAGGGGAAGCGAGAGGUGUGGAGCUAAUGAUCAGGAUGAGAGAUUUUUGGACAUCUGUAUAUGAGCACUCGAUUGCAUCAUUGCUGCUGAGCGACAAAGUAAGAGAGCAAGACAGAGAGGAGGAGAGAGAGAGAGAGAGAGGGAAAAGAUAUAAAAGGAGAAAAACACAAAGACAAAAGAAGUGAAGGAAGAGAAAAAAGCAAGACUGAAAGAACAGAGAGGUCUGAAGAAUAUUUCUUGCACAUUUUCUGUAUAUUAAUGUUUACAGAUCAGAUCCAGUCUAAGUGUUUAUUAAAGGUACAGACCAGGGUGUACAAACUUAUGAAACGAUGAAUGUAUAGCACCUUUUGGGUCAGAAGCGUUCCCGUCUAAAGAGUUCACGCUGCACUUUUUUCUCACUCCUGCGUGCGACUGGAUGUAAAGUGUACAUAAAUAUAAUAGGUAGAAAAGUGACACGGACGCUAACGAGCUGUUUAUUCAGUGUUUACACACAGCAGGGGCUAACUCUCUCUCACACACACACACACACACACACAGGCUGUGGUAUAAUACUGUGUUUAACACACUCCUCGUCAAUUUACUCUCGGUUCCGUCCCAAAUCAUACACUACUCUCUAUAAUUAGCACACAAGCUAGUUAGUAUGCUAGUUGGUUAGCUGGCUAGUCAUUAGCCUGGUGUAACUACGUAUGUACCAAUGUCUUAGUUUUCUUUAAAACAUUUCUAAAUUAUAUUGUACGAGUUAGCAUAUUAGUCAGUUGGAGGAAACCGCGUCAGCUACAUUGAAAAGGAAAUGGACAAACAGUGUUGAUAUCUGAGGACGGAUUUUGUGGAAGUAAAUAGUUAAAUUAAGGUAAAGGUCUAGCGGCUUGUCGUUUCUCAGCACCAGAGUCUGUGUUACAGCUUUCUGAUCAGUUUUAGCAUCAGUCUGGAGCGCAUUGUAUUCGUAGCUGUGAUAAGUUUGCCAUGCUAGUACCGAUGCGCCAGCCUCGCUGGGUGUAAGUGAGUUCAAAAGAACUUGUUGAACUUGAUGUUAUGUGGCACAGUGUACUAUAAGUAAGCUAACAGCUAAAGCUAGUGAUUUAGCUAGCUAAAAAGUUAACAGUGACGGUUAGAACAUCAACAUUUACCUCAGACGUGUAGGUGAACUGUUGGGGGGAAAAAGACUCCUGGUGGGUAAAAUUACACUGUAAUUACACUUAGCAUCGACCGCUAACUAGACUAACGGGAUCCGCCAUAUGUUUUUAAAAACAAUACUCAGCGGCUCUUCUGCUGUAAAUAUACACACCGUGUGAAUGUUCACGUGAUCGCUCUGAAACAUGACUGUUUGUGAGCAGCAGCGUCUUGUACAGAAGCACACUUCAAAGUUUACACUGUAGUUUAAACAAACAGACAACCAGAUGCAGAUCUUUCAGCUCGUUCAGGCGCUUCAGUGGUUGACCGCUUCAUUCGUUCUGUGCUACUCGUACAUUCCGUUUGUAAGGACCCGAGCCAAUCGGGACGCGCCGUAUCGUCAUCGGUAGCUUUUUUCUAGCGUCGUGUGACUUUUGCAGCCAAGCGUGUGACAGGUUUUAUGCUGACGUUCUGAUUCUGUGUUUCCUAAAUGUGAUUUUUGCUACAGCUGAGCGAUGAUUGUGUGUUUAAUAAAGAGUUGGUUGUACAACCUUG